AUGACCCAUUUACAAGCUGGGCUCAGUCCAGAGACUAUAGAGAAAGCCCGCCUGGAACUGAAUGAAAACCCAGACAUUUUGCACCAGGAUAUCCAGCAAGUCAGGGACAUGAUCAUCACGAGGCCUGACAUUGGGUUUUUACGUACAGAUGAUGCCUUCAUCUUGAGAUUUCUCCGAGCCAGAAAGUUUCACCAAACUGAGGCCUUCAGACUGCUGGCUCAGUACUUCCAAUACCGCCAAUUAAAUCUGGAUAUGUUCAAAAACUUCAAGGCUGAUGAUCCAGGAAUCAAACGGGCUCUGACAGAUGGGUUUCCAGGAGUACUGGAAAAUCGCGACCACUGUGGAAGGAAGAUUCUUCUGCUUUUUGCAGCCAACUGGGAUCAGAGUAGGAACUCCUUCAUAGAUAUCCUCCGGGCUAUACUACUUUCCUUGGAAGUUCUCAUUGAAGACCAGGAGCUUCAGAUAAAUGGCUUCAUUCUAAUUAUAGACUGGAGCAACUUCUCCUUCAAGCAAGCCUCCAAGCUUACACCAUCUAUCCUCAAACUGGCCAUUGAAGGGUUACAGGACAGCUUUCCUGCACGUUUUGGAGGAGUCCAUUUUGUCAAUCAGCCCUGGUACAUCCAUGCCCUGUACACGCUAAUCAAACCGUUCCUCAAAGACAAGACAAGGAAAAGGAUCUUUCUUCACGGAAACAACCUGAACAGCCUUCACCAGCUAAUACACCCUGAAUGCCUGCCCUCUGAAUUUGGAGGGACGCUGCCUCCCUAUGACAUGGGGACGUGGGCUCGAACGCUGCUAGGUCCCGACUACAGCGAUGAGAACGAGUACACCCACACCUCCUACAACGCCAUGCACGUGAAGCACGCGUCCUCCAACCUGGAGCGGGAGGCAUCGCCCAAACCCAUGAAAAGGUCCCAGUCUGUGGUGGAAGCCGGCACGCUGAAGCAUGAAGACCAGGGGGAAAGUGAGAACACCCAGCCUCUGCUGGCUCUGGACUGA
Cinclus cinclus is the source of this 999-nucleotide messenger RNA. It is a transcript of the gene CLVS1, whose product is annotated as clavesin 1. NCBI's taxonomy places the organism in Eukaryota, Metazoa, Chordata, Aves, Passeriformes, Cinclidae. Gene Ontology annotation, cellular component: membrane. The record is from RefSeq and is a predicted model, not a curated record. Bases 1 to 999 code for a protein of 332 amino acids. The transcript is spliced from 5 exons. Gene Ontology annotation, molecular function: phosphatidylinositol bisphosphate binding.